Molecule: messenger RNA, 996 nt
Organism: Funneliformis caledonium
Lineage: Eukaryota; Fungi; Glomeromycota; Glomeromycetes; Glomerales; Glomeraceae
Source: the annotation of a GenBank genome assembly
AUGGAUCAAGCUGAGAUAUUUGUCAAUCAAUCCUUAGCCGAAAAUAAGGAUCAAGUUAUCUUAAACAAGACAAAAUUGGGUAUUUUAUCAUAUAGGAAGAAAUCCAAGAGGAAAGCUACCCAUACAGGCAAAGAUGAUACAGAUACAUUAACAUCACUCACAGAAGAGACCAAAAAAUAUGUCUUGAAAAUGAAGCAUCCAAGAUCAGAAUAUGAUAGCAAAAAGUCCUCUGAUCAUCCUUCCUCUUCUGAUGUAGGAUUUGAUAAUAAAGAAAUAAAGGUUGAUCUUACGGAUAUUGAAAAGGAGUUGCUACGAAAACUAACAAGUGAGAACAUUGUCUUCGAUAAUUGUUCUCAGCUUACCUUGCCUUACCCUGCUUAUAUUUUCACUAAUCGUGAAUGGCAGAUGAUUACACGUGAAAAUCCGUAUCUUAUAACUGAUCUGGUACUUCCAACGGAGGUUUUAUCUUCUUUACGGAGUGCAUCGGCCGAUUCCUUAGAAGGAAAGACCGCCUUUUUGUUCAUAGGCGAUUCUGAAAUCGGCCGAGUUGUUUCUCAAAUCUUUAACAACAUGUGUAGUAGUGUUCCUGACGUUGCCCAACUAAAACAUCAGAAGAUGAGCACUCCAUCUGGAUUCACACCUCUUCAACAACAAAAAGAUAGGUUGAAAGUGCAGUUACGAGGGCGUAAAUCCAUCAAUCAGUUGUUAAAAGCGAAGGGUGGUCCGGAGGAAGCGGUAUUGUUAACAAAUCAAGGAGAUUUGGUGGAGUCGGACACUAUGGACCUCAAAUACGAUGGACUUUACCGAUCAUGGCCUUUUUUAACUACCCGGCUGGCUAAAGAUAAAACCACUAUUGCUAGAAUCAAACAUUCGGCAUUUUAUGGCACUAGAGGAACAGUCGAAUUUGUCAAAAGUGACACAACUACUCCGCCAUUGCAAAUACAGUAUAUGCGAGACUUACCGGAUAUUCCGCAAAGGAAAAAGUUACUUAAUUAG